Messenger RNA from Micropterus salmoides (largemouth bass), 6970 nucleotides. RefSeq names its product pleckstrin homology domain containing, family A member 6 (gene plekha6). The record is from RefSeq and is a predicted model, not a curated record. The coding region runs from base 410 to 3403 and encodes 997 amino acids. NCBI's taxonomy places the organism in Eukaryota, Metazoa, Chordata, Actinopteri, Centrarchiformes, Centrarchidae. The transcript is spliced from 22 exons.
GGUCACAGAGAGAGGAGUGUAUCCCUUUUCAAACUGCUGAAAUUUUCAUGCCUCAUUCUAUUAUUCAGCCAGCACUAGUGCUCCUGUUCAUCAGAGCUGGGUCCUGGUGUGUGCGCAAGACGUUUUUGUGCUUAUCACAGGGACCCUCGGACCAUAAUGGAUAUCUAUUCUAAGCUGCCAUCAGCGUGUGAGAGUGCUGUGAGGACGGCGGCUCUGACUCCUCUCUAUCUUUUCUCCUGCAGAUGAGAAGGAGGACACGGUGUUAGGGAGUUUGCCGCUGCUCAGUUUCCGAGUUGGAGGAGUGGAGCCCUCGGAUAACAUCACCCGCAAGUUUGCCUUUAAGGUAUGGUUGGACGAGGAAGAGGAGGGAGGUGAGGAAGGAGAGUCAAAGCAUCCCGUUGUGUUUUGCAUGCAGGCAGAGCAUGCUGGGACCAGGACAUACUUCUUCAGCACUGACAGCCAUGAGGAGCAGGAAGAGUGGAUUAGAGCCAUGAGCGAGGCUACAGAGGUCAACAUUAGGUCACAGAGAACAAAAUCAGACACCACAGCUGCUGUCACCCACACCAUGGUGACCAAGGCACCCGACCCACAAACAGAACAGGAUCCACAGAGUGAAACUGACAGUAACCUGCCCCCCUACCCUAAGAUCAACGGGGUCGACAGCCUUGAGACACCCCCGCCCCACCCCCCCCCCUGCACUCAGGAGGGAAAAAAGAAUGACGGAAGACGAGGAGAAGGUGAAGAUGAAGGGGGGGGACCUAGCCCUGACCACGCCUUCCACCCUAAUCACCAUCCAAAUGGUUGGGACAACUAUGGACCUCGCAGUACCAUGCCGCACAACAGCAAUAGCAAACCCCCUCCAUCCAGGAGCCACAGUACCCAUCGUGCCCUUCAGGGACACCCAGAGGGGAGUGCCGGCCCAUCUCAGAACCCCAGGGAGCAGCAGGAGAACGUGGUGAUGAGGAGGGGCUUUGUGCCCAGGACUGCUCCAGAGAGGGUGGCCCAGAGGAAGAGCUCCAUGGCCCAGCUGCAGCAGUGGGUCAACCAGAGGCGAUGCAUGGCCUCCCAGGAGGACAUCAACAGCCCAUCUCGUUACUACCCAGUGAGCCGUGGGGUCUCUGCUGACUACUAUGCCUACCCUGGUGGCCCCCAGUAUGUGGAAGAGUACCCUCUGUACCCGCCAGGGGUCCGACCUGAGAGCAUCUGCUCUGUCUCUGCUGUCGGGGGAUACGACAGACGUUGGACUGUCGAGGAGAAGCGCCACUCGCUGAGGGACAGGCCCCAUCACCUCUAUGGCCCUCCAAUGUCCAGGGACCACUGGGGUCCACAGUACUAUAGCGGGAUGGAAACAUCCAUGAGGCAUCUGUCCAUCCAGCCACGCUCCAGAUCUGUGCCUAGGUCACCGUCCUCGUCAUCGGGGGGGCCCUACUCACCGGUGCCACCCAACUUUGCCUCGCCGGCUCAAUCGCCUUCUGCUUGCUUUGACCGGUUUCCAGGGAGGGUGAGGGAUGACAUGAUCUAUGCUGAUCCAUCCAUCUACAACCUGAGGAGAUCCCUCAGCUCACCAAAGUAUGACUACCCUGGUGAUAGGAGGUCCUUAAGCCAAGGAUUAUACCACUACAACUACCCUGUAUCACCUUCCAUCCACAAUAAAAUGGAGGACAUAUUAGACCUUCAGCUCCAGCGGAACCUGGAUUACUUAGACCAACAGGUGCCUCCUUUCCAUGAUGUCUACAGCAGAGAGUUACACCCCACACUGAAACUCAAUGAGAUUGAAACCAGUAAACUCUUGGGUCGACUGUGUGAGCAGAACGGAAUUCUGAAAGACCACGAGGCUGUUGUCCACAGACUGAGAAUGGACAAGGACAGCUUGGAGGAAGCGCUGGUGGCAACUCAUCAGGAGAUGGAGCUGUACCAUAAUCAGCCUUUGGCCAUGGAAAAGCUGCAGUUCAAAAAGGAAACCCUUCAGAAUCAGCUCAUCAACAUCAGAGGGGAGCUCUCCCAGGCCUCCAGUGCUUUAACCACCACUCGUAUGGAGUUUGAAGCAUUAGAGGAUGAGGCCAGCGCCAUUCAUGGAGAUCUAUGGGAGCAGCUUAAUGCAGGAGGGCAGAGUGAACUGGUUCGUAAGCACAUCCAGAAAGAGUUUUGGAGAGUCCAGGAUGUAUUAGAGGGACUGCACAAGAAUAACUCAUCGCGUGGCACUGACACAGCCAAGCACAGAGUGGUCGGCGGUGCAUCAGGUUCCUUUAGCACCAAUAGUCCAGCCAGUCCCCUGAGCUCAAUAAGCCUCACCAGUCCACUCAGCCCCUUCUCCCCAGUUCCCGGCUCCCAGGCCUCCCCAACAAAACAGCUGGGCCCGGAGGAAAGUGUUCCCCCAAGGCCUCCCCUUCCCAAGUCCUAUUACCCUUUGGAGCCCUCCCUUACCUUCCCUCCCUCCAUCCCUCCCCUGCCCUUUGACAGCACCGCCUGGCUACACAGCUUGGGCAUCGAUGAUGGUUACCUUGAGGGUGAAGAUUCCCACAUCAGAAAGCCCAAGUUUGGAGAACAGAACAAUAUUAGUGACGUGCCGGAUCAAGUCCAGGACAGACAAUCCACCACGAAUAAAGUUGGCAUUGUUCCUCCUAGAACGAAGUCCCCCACCGACGAAUCACACAGCAGCUCUGCUGGAGUUUCCCGGCGUAAUGGCAGAGUGCCUAAUGGAAUCUCUAGGGAGCGUCCAAAGAGCGCUGUGUUUCCUGCAGAGGUGAAGUCGAAGAUGAGUGUGGAGGAGCAGAAUGAGCGACUCCGCCGCAACCAGAGCAGCUCUGUGCGGGACAAGAGACGGAGUCUAAACCUCCCAGGCGGCCAGGCUCCAGCCAACUACAAAGUGAUUCGUAGGCGACUGACAGCUCACGAGAUUGACAUCAAAGACUUGGAGGCAGCGGUUCGAGGCCAGGGUCAGGAGUCCCCUUGGGAAGAAAUUGCUCGCCUGAGACGGUCACAGGUUGAACCAGAACACUAUGACCUGGACAUCAGCAAAGAGCUGAUGGCUCCUGACAAGGUUGUGAUCCCAGAGCGCUACCUGGACGUGGAGGAUAACAUUCCUCUGAGCCCAGAGGAACAGAAGGAGAAGCAGAAGAAACUGGAACGGAUCAAGACACUCAUUGCCAAAUCAAAUUUGCAGAAUGUGGUUCCUCUCCUGGACGGCCCAGUGGAGGGUGGAGCUCAAGCCAGCUCCCAACAGCAAUUGCAAGAGCAGGAGAAGCGAAUUGAGAUCUCCUGUGCUCUGGCUGCGGAGGCUUCUCGUCGCAGCCGCCUUCUCUCCGUCCAGUGCGUUCCCAGUCCCCCCACCUCCCCGACCAACCUGGCCCCUCCCCCAUCCUCUGCUGACUUCCCCAACUCCGCCCACACCAUGAAGGUGUGAGUCAUACAAGCUCAAGCACUGGCUGCUAUCAAGUUUGAUGGAGCAUCUUUCUGAGGAUUGGACUAACUUAAGAAUGAAAAUGGCCACAGACAAAUUACUGUAUUUUCUUUAGCACCUAAACUACAACAAAAGCACGGCAAGCUAUCGAAGGAGGUUCCUAGGAGGCAUGAGCAAAAAGACUUGUACUCAUGUUCAUCCAACUUAUGACAGUCUCCCACUAUGUGUGCCCUGUGGCACAAAGGAAGGCUCCAGACCACUUACCAGCUUCAUGGUGUGUAAUCUUUCUGUAUCAUUUAGCUCAGGACAUAGUCUACAAAGUAGAGAUUCCUGAUGAACUAUGUUGGUGAUGAGAUGUUUUACACUCACAAUGACAAAAUGUGACCUGAGGUUCCCUGUUGGUAACUUUACAAGGGAACACUGCAUAUGCGAGGCCCACACUGCAGAUGAACAAGGGAAAGUACAGUUGAACGUCACUUAGUCGACUACUACAAAGAGUCUCAUUGAAACCCACAGAGAGGCGUUGCACAUUCUUCUGGACAUUAAAAGGCAAAGGAGGAAGUUCAUUUCAUCUAAUCCCCAUAUCAACUUAGAAAAACCACCGAGCGAGGAGUGGGAGUUAAAGACUGACAUAUUCUUACAUUUUGACAACUGACCAAAACAAGAGCGAAGCCUCUCAUCCUUUGUAAAAAGUUGAGGACUCUCCUUCUAAACUCACUGUGAUGCCUGUUUCACCCAGACCCCCAUCCUCUACACUGCUCCCACCCUAUCAACCACAUCUGCUGUCAGUUACACUCAUAUGCAACCAUAAGCGUUUCGUACAUUUGAUUAGGUCAAACAUAAUGUCACACCAAAUACGCAAGCACACAGAGUUUGUUGGGAUGCAGAGCCAAAGAUGAAGAGUGGAAACCAUGACCCAUCUUACAAAGCUGCUAAACCUGGUGUCCUCAUCCUCUCCAAUAAGUUGCUUGAGGGUCUUGUAGGAUGGUAGCGUAAAGUCCCUGAUAUACUCCAAAAUGGAUAGUUCUGUACAUACCACAUCAGGUGUUUCUGGACGCAGGCAUGCUCUGCAUGCUUACAGAGUUUGUGUGGUCAUACAUUGGACUGUGCGGUUAGGUGGAAAGUAAAUAAUUUAGGUUGUACUCUUUUCCACAUCAGAAGAGCCAUGUUCGUAGCCACUACCUGCUGUCAAUGCUUCAAUGCCCUUGGUCAUAGAGGUCAGUAUUUUGGGGGUCAAAAUUGAAUUUAGGUGAAUUUUUGCUACAAGAGCAGCUAGGACCCAAUCGGCUACUCUUCAUUCAAAAUAAUGACCUUGCUCUGUGCUGCGCUGACUUUACUAGCUAGGGUAGAAGCCAGUCAGAUUGCAAGCUUUUUUAGUUGAAUUAUGAGAAUAUGGCAGGGAAUAUGGCAGUUUUGUUAGAAAAUAAGACAGACACGUUUGCUGUGUUGGACUAACAAUCUGUAUGUUUCAGUUCAGUCUAAAAGGAUUGAACCACAGCUGGCAGACAGGACCUAAUGCUGUGGGUCAAACAGCAUAAUACAGAGCAAAACACCAGCAGGGGUAUAUACACACUUGGGUAUACCAUGUGUAUUUCAACUUUUACAAUAGCUGAUUUUAAGAAACAGCAGGCUGUGACACAAUCUUCUGCCCUAGAUUUAAAGAAGCGUCCAUCCGAGGCAAAAACAAAGUCUAAAAGGAGAGACAGAAAGGAGCCUUUUUCUGGGUAGUGUGGCUAGCUCCAACAUCCUGAAAGGUCACCUCACCACCAACUGCUGUGUACAGCUCCUGCAUCUGGUUCAAACAGGCUUCAUCUAGAAUUCCCCCAGUGAUUGUCUAAACAUAUGAAUAGUAUGUUGGAAAUGCGAUUAUAAAUGGAAUGUUGUAUGUGGAAAGUGAAAAUAGAAGUGACCUUAGAAGAGUAACUCUGCUAGAAAAACACGUAUCUGUGUAAUCAGGAGUCAGCUAAUGGUGGAAUUAUAUACUGGAGAAUAGUGUAAUGUAACAUAUCCCACCAACAUUUCAUCCAGUCAUGCAGUGCCAUACUGUAAGUCUGAAACCUGUCGGUGUUUUAUAUGUUUUGAUGACUGGACAUAUUAAUGACAUGGGUUACAAAGGAGCUUGGAUCUAGUGGAAUUGCAAUGAUUGAUGGUACCAAUGGAACAUUUAAAAGUGGAACUCCAAAAUGGCCAAUAAUAACUAUUACAUUUUGAAAUAAAUUAAGUAAACAAUACAUUUGUUUUUAUAAUUUAACUUUGGAGAAACCUAAAUGCAUAAAUGAGCCAAAUAUUGUGAAGUAACACAAAAAAUAUCAACUCAUUAUUGUGAUACGUUAUGUAAUUAUUAGGGCCCAAGCACGACCGUGCGAGGUCCCUAUUGAAUUUGCUAAGAUUAUAUAUAUAUAUAUAUUUUUAUUUUUUUAUUUAUCAAGUGCGAGGGCCCGCCCAACGCUGCUUGCAGCUUUAAUUCUUAUUUUGUUUUAAAACAAAUCACAUGAUUUGCAUUAUAAAGAAGCCACUUGAAAUUCGGGACUUGUUCAAAUUUGCUCCAAAAUAAUAUUUUCUUCUUACAGGAUAUAAAACACUAUGUUUUGCUAUCGCUCUUGUUUUGUCCAUGCCUCUUCAUUGCACUGUCCUACAGAUCUGAAUGCUGUGACCACAUACACACCUCCCCUUUGUUAUGACUAUAUUCUGUAUGCUUUUUUGGCCCUUACACACUUCAAUGUUCAAGUGACCUGUCUUUGUAGAAAGUCUGUCCAUACUCAAGAGAUUCAGAGACAAUAUGUUACAGAAAAUGAGAUUGUGUGUGGAAAGCAGUUAUCGGCUCUUAAUACGCAAAAACUAAACAAGGAUUUAUGAAAAUACUUCUAUUUUUUCUUGUUUUACGUUUUUUAGAAAGGGAAUACAAUUCAAAAGAGGCAGUACAUAUUUUUUUAGAUGCAUUGAUAUUCGAUGACAAGUUGACAGGUUCAAUUUUUACACUCAAUUACGUUUCACAAAGAAGACUUGUUUUUAUUUUAUUGCUCUUGAGGAUUGUUUGAAGGAGCAUAACAUAGAUAUUUUUGGAUUACUUGGAAUCUGAUGUGUUAAGAAGUGACAGCCAAAAGAUGGUGUCCAAUAUUUGAUACUAGAUGUAGCAUUUGUGGAUGAUUAUAUACAUUUGUCAAUGUCUAUAAUAUUUUGGAUUUCAGUUACUGUAUAUCCUACUAUCACAUGUAACCAUUGCUUCUUUGGGGAAACUAGACAAACUGCUUGAACUAUGCAAAUGAUAAAAAAAGAGACAUAAUAUGCUUGCUUUCAGAAAACCUUGCAAUAAAGUGAAUGUAUACAAAUAAUCUGUUUCUCUAGAUGCUUCUAAAUUCAUCACAGUAUUUUGUAUGAUAAAACAUGUCUCGCUGCCUGGAAUGAUAUAUUCACUGCUGUUAUUUUAAUCCACUUGUUGAUGAUUCACUGCCAAAAAGACUACUGAGGUUAACUGUCCAGUCAUGACAUUACCAACAGGCUUCCUGAUGAUAUUCUACAGUCUUUGUUAUAUCAAACUGUAUGUCUGAAUGAAUAAAGUGCAAAAACAAA